AUGCCUCGGAGCGCCAGCCAGGCCGCAGGCGUGGCGUCCUGGGACCGCGUCACCAAGGCUCGAUCUGACAGAUCAGAUUAUGUCGAGGCGCGAGACGCCCAUGGGCAGGCUGUCUCGUUCGCCGAGUUUAUGGACCCCAAGCAGGCUAGAGGCGCAUCGUACGGCCGCCUCCAUGAACGUCGACUUCCGGUGUUGAUUGCCAGUGGAUGCAGUGACCUUCUGUUGCCGACAGAGAACAGCAUCCUCUUGUGGGACAAACUCAGCCACGCAGAUGCGCAACUUCACCUGUAUCCCGAUUCAGGCCGCGGCUUUCUUUUUCAGUACGCCACCGCGUUCUCGGGUCUGAUAAAUGAUUUCCUCGACAUGACUGCGGACCAGACCGGUCGGCUACAAGGCCCUCCCUAG
Messenger RNA from Metarhizium album ARSEF 1941, 405 nucleotides. RefSeq names its product hydrolase, alpha/beta hydrolase fold family. NCBI's taxonomy places the organism in Eukaryota, Fungi, Ascomycota, Sordariomycetes, Hypocreales, Clavicipitaceae. The record is from RefSeq and is a predicted model, not a curated record. Bases 1 to 405 code for a protein of 134 amino acids. The transcript is spliced from 2 exons.